Molecule: messenger RNA, 1843 nt
Organism: Spirodela intermedia
Lineage: Eukaryota; Viridiplantae; Streptophyta; Magnoliopsida; Alismatales; Araceae
Source: the annotation of a GenBank genome assembly
AUGAUCAUCAAAGGGCUGUUAAGGAGGUACGAGAGGUGGAACCCUGUCCACCCCACCGUGGGGGCCUUCUGGGGCAUGGGAAUAGGCGUCGGGUGUGGCGUCGGAUGGGGCCCUGGGUUCGGUCCGGAGGUGAUAGGCUACGUUGGAGCUGGCUGCGGGGUGGGCUUCAGCGUCGGACUCACUCUGGCAGGGGUGGGCGUUGGGCUCCCCGCAAACGCCCUCAUAGAAGUUCCCUAUAACGGUAAUGUGCUCAUCUCCGGAAUUUCUCACUGUUUUUGCGAAUAAAUGAUCGAAAAAGUCAAGUCUAUGAAAUCGCAUGGUGUGUAUGCUAUACAGCCAGAUCAUGGGUUGGUCUGUGACAUGUGGUUCUCGCCUCUGCUGGUGGUCUUCGUCUUCUCAUCUGUUUGAUCCAAAGAAAUCAGUGAUGACUUCCCCGUUACAUGGAAUUGGAAUCGUUGAUGCACUAAGUUGAAUGUUUCCAAAGAAGACGUGGAUCCGAAUUUUAGACUACAUUCAACCUAUGCCCAGUCAAAAAGGCGUUUUCUGAACAUCAUAUUGGUGUAUAUAUCUCUCAGUUUAGCAAGUUCUUCUCAACUCAUACUCUGCUAGAAGAAAACCCACUAGAAGGGAGCAUUGUUGGUGACGGUUGGGAUGCGAGUUUCUUGUCUGUUCAUUCUCAGAACUCAUAUUAGUCAUUAACUAAAUCAGGGAAUGCCAAGUAAAUGAGCCUCAUUUUCUGCUUCAUAGUUUGGCAACUCUUCGUUCUCAAACAUUCUUCCUUUGUAGUUGGUGCAAAAAGAGAAAUCGAUUUUUUCUGACAAAUAGAAGCAAUUGCGAAGAAAACUGUAAUGUCAAUAAACUAAGCAAUUGCAAACUAAGAUUGAUUAGAUUUUGAUGAUUUUGUAUUGUCAAUAAACUGUGAUAAGCAUGCGUUUCCGAUCUCAUCAGUUCUUGUUCAUAGCCUAGCCCCGUGAUGCAAAUAAAAAUUAUCCUUGUUUCACAUAUCUUCUGUGUUGCUCCAAAGAAAUGACUAUGCUGUUUUCUUUUCAACUUCUUUUUCAGUGACAAGCCGCAGUGCUGAAAAUGCUUUAGGUUUUGCACGAUCCAUAACUGCGAAAAAUAUCUUUGAAGAGAGAUGGGACUGUGUGGUUCCACAAAUAUCUGUUCUGACUAAAACAGCCCACGACAGACUUUCAUGCUUCAAUGUGAAACUUCCUCUGAGCGAAGGAUUUGACUUGACUGAGCUGAGCAAGUCUGUAUCAUGCCGUGCUCAGUCAACUUUGGAAUGUUUGGACGCGUUUAUAAACAGGCACUUAGCGCCUGGGAGAGGUAAUCUCUAACUUAAACCUUCAUCCUCCCUUUGCAAAUGUUGUCUUUGUUUCAUAGCAAGCCAAGUUAAAAUCAAAUUAGCUCAUCAGAUUGUGAGGAAUCUUCGAUUCGGGGGAGUGCUUGGAAUUCUCUCACUAAUUGGCCUCCUAGAAUCUGUCCAAGCACACAAAAGGUUGACUACUUUUUUACCCAGUCAAAGCAACAGUCGACUCCCUCUAGAAUCGCCUUUCAUAUUGAUGUGAAGAGCACUCUCUCUAGAUUAGAGGAAACACUGCGCUAGAAACGAUCAACAUAGACCAGAGCGAUGUUUCGGAUGUUUUCACUGAUGACUCUUCCACAUGGUUCUUGGUUAUUGAUAAUUUCUUGUCCAUAAAAUUUGGCACUUUUUUAGACAUGAGCGAUGCUUUUAUCUUGGCCUGUAGCACGAGCAUUUAUGAUCCCACGUCUCCACUCAAAUGUCCUCCCAUUUUUGUUUGCAGGUUCCAGCCAAAGUUCGAGGGGAACAAAAGGGUGA